This is a messenger RNA of Plasmodium vinckei vinckei, 213 nucleotides long. Its product is annotated as conserved Plasmodium protein, unknown function. The record is from RefSeq and is a predicted model, not a curated record. Lineage: Eukaryota; Apicomplexa; Aconoidasida; Haemosporida; Plasmodiidae. The coding region runs from base 1 to 213 and encodes 70 amino acids. The transcript has 2 exons.
AUGAGAUCCUGUUAUUCUCAUAAAGGAGUUAGCCCUGGAAAACACCCCCUUCGAUCUAUAAAAUGUGACAAAAUAGGGCAAGAAGAUAUCCAAUCAAUAAACAACGGAGUAUAUACUGAUUGUAGUUUGUGUGGAAUAAUUCAUAAGGACCCACACAAUCAAAAAUUAUAUCCUUUACGAAAAGAUCAACAUAGAGAUAACUCGAAGUUUUAA